AUGCAGGACCUCCCCAGCGAACGAUACUUCUUGAAGGUAUGUGCACCAUCGGGCUGCUUGCUUUCAGCAGGUAUAGCGGGUGAUGUCUAUGUGAAACUGAGAUUCUGCAAUAUGGUCACUGGUAGAAAGGUUUGCUUAGGCGUGGCUGUAAUAUUAAAUAUCAUUCAACCCCAUCUCAAGAUAUGCCAGUCACACCACCGAGCCUGAGGUGGACGUCGAAGAAUUAGUCCAAACUACCUUAGUCGUCUUCUUGGAUGGCCUGACAUCCUCGCGAUGUUGUCGCAGCGAGUACGGACUGCCUCAUUUGAGACGAAUUCUGUGUACUUCACUCUGAGGAUGGUCUUCAGGCAGUGGUGGUUGAACACCUCCAGUCUUCGCUCAUUUUCCACACACAAAUCCUGGCAUUUACAACCAUAGAGGAGGACUAACUGGGACGGGUGUCCGAUACACGCGGAUCUUUGUGGCAAUGGAGAUAUCGCGUCGGGUCCACAGGCACUUUCUAGGCAUUGUGAAGACCCCGCGACAAGCAUCUAUUCGGAACGUGACGAAGAAGAGUCGCGCACCGAAACACUGUUUAUUUUCCUGAUCUUUCAGACUCGUGCAAGAGUCCAUCGUCAGCGUAGUGGCAGCAACAGAACAAGUGACAGUUAUAAGGCAUGCAGGCUGACCGACGACGCAAAACUGGGGGUGACUACGCGGGGCUCUGUACUCCGGCGCCAGAUCGAUAAAUCGAUUGACCGAGUUCUCAUCCGAGGCCCAGGCUUCAAUCAGUUCUCGGCUUGUUUUGUUUCCGAAGUGGACGACUAUUUUGGUGGCUACGAAGUUAAACUCGUGACUGGUUUCGUAGGUGUGGGCGGCCACUUGUGAUAAUGCGUCGCCUCGUCGCACAGCUAGCUUACGCUCGUGUAUACGCGAUCCGAGCAUGCGCCCAUUCUGUCCUGUGUAGUUACAAGGACAAUUUUGACACGGAAUGCGAUAUACUACUUCAGAUUGCUCGUCAGGCUUUAACCGGUCAUUGAUUUUUAUGACCCUAUUGCGCAUGGUGGCUUUGGGGCGGUGUGCAAUUCCAACACCUAGCUCCGCAGCAAUGCGCUCGAUCGUUUCUGAAACGCCCUUGGUGUAUGGCAGAGAAUGUUAUCUCGUUGGUGGCGUUGAUGUUCGAGUUCUCUGGUGGCGACCGCGUAGGCAGCGACUUAUGAAUGCCCUCGGAUAGCCAUUAUGCACAAUCUGGUCGCGGAGAUAACGGGCCUCACGUGCUACAAUGAGUUUGGAACCGUUUGAAGAGCGUCUUCACACAGCUUCCUUUGUUAGCCACCGGAUGGUUGCUGUGAAAACUGAGAAGCUGUGUGGUGUUCGUUGCCUACCUAUAAACCGUCGUUUCAGGUUCACCGUUAAGGUUUCGUCUGACAAACACAUCCAGGAAGGGCAACUGCUGUUCCUGUUCGUCUUACCUCGUUAAUUUUAUAUCAGUCCAUUUGGCAGCAGCCUCGACCCACGGUAUUUGAAACUAUCUGCUUUAAUUUGACGACACUUAAUCCGAAGGCUGCCUUCAUCUGGUCAGUUAUGCAGCUCGGAAACACUUUAUCCUUCCCGGCGUUUAUUGAUGAAACCGACCGCAUUAGCGACUUCACGCAUCCGUGACACCGUUGGGUUGAGUCGGUGAUAUAGGCAAUGCAGGCGACUCUGAUCAGAAACCUGCUGCGAGAAACGGGCGGUGCAGGCGUGCAGGCCUUUCCUCAGUGACUGAAAAUGCUACUUCCUAAUCGCCUUGAGCCAUCCGCCUUCCUCAUCUCUGCGCCGGAUCCGUGCUCGUUCGACAAUUCUCUGCCUGUCCUUAAUAACACGUGAAAGUUAGCUGCCUCGGUGACUUAACACGCGUUUGUGACCAUUACUGAAUCACGCGGUGAGUCACAUGAUCGAUUGCGCCCACCCUCGCGUUAGUUCUCAUAUCCACCAAGACCCACCCAUACAUUAAACUUCCGACUGUUGUACCACGGGUUAUUCCACCGGGAUUGAUUGGACUCCUUUUUCAGAGUGCGCCUUUCACUGUCAUUUUGGUGUGUUACGUCAGUUUGCAGACUUGCGCAGAUUAGUGCAACCCUCACCGUUCAAUCUCUAUACGCAUUGGAAUAGUGGGUGCUAUUAUGGCCUUUGGCUUUGACUAUUGUUGUGCCAUGGGGCUAGUUUAUUCUGGCUCAUGAAUUUCCUUCUGUGUUUUGACCAAACAAAACUACAAUUUGAAAUUCCAGAGAUUAUGGUGUUUACACGCGUUGCCACACAUACUCACCUGCGAAAAGUAGUCCGUCUGAACUAUUCCAGUUUCCGCCUAUGGUUCCAUGAUUUGCCAAUAUUCCACUUUGACUUGUAGGGACCAAGGGUAGACGCUAUGCUGUAACCGUAGAAACACCCCCGAAACGACAUAAAUCAGGCGGCGACAUCUGUCGGGAAGUUUUAUUCUGUCCUGGCUGGAUGCGUUGCAGUCAGCGGGUGGCCUCUGGGCACGGGAUGACGGCUCGGAUGUCGACACGUUCGCGCGCUGAACUGAUUGAUUUACUGGCGCCCGCUAUUUGCUGACCUGUGCAACUGCGUAGGCUGUGGCAUGCAUGAAGAAAGCGUUAGGUCUGGAAUCAUGCUCUUGACGUCAUCCGGAGUGAUGACUUGUGAGACGCCUAAGGCUGACGCAUAGUGGUUUAUAAACCCAGGCCUGAACGACUGUCUGAUUCACCCUAACUGAUAUAUAAGCGAAAAGGCGGGUUCUGGGAAGGCAGUUGAGAAAACGGAGAUGCGACCACUGGAAGAAGAAUCUUUUUCGCCUGACGUUUCGGAUUCUUGCUCAAACCCACCACUCGAGACAGCCCCAGAAAAGGGUACCGGACGCACAGACGAUGGAUGCGGGGCUGCUACUUAUGGCAGGUAUGUAGUUGUAUGGCAACUGCACCCCUUGUGAGUCUACUGCCCUUAUCUGCGGCUAUCUCUGGUGGUGGAUUCGAGUGAAAGUAUGAAACGUAAAGCAGGUAUAAAUCAGCUUGACAUUCCGGCACACUCAUGAUUGCGGAUGCUCUGUGCUCAUCGUCGCCUAUGCUCUCUACUUAACUCCCUCUCCCUCACCGUGCCUUCCAGGUAAUGCUGACCAAUGGGCUCUGUGGCAGCCCAAGUUCCUGCCCAGCCAAUCGGAUUCCCUACGGUCUGCCUGGCUACGGCUACAGGACUUCGUAUAGUACAAGCGGUGAGAGUGGCGGUGAAAUUAAGGCCACGUCCGUCUUUGUUACCUCCUCGUGCUGCGGUUCGUUGCAGUUGCCGUACACAAUCUUCGGGUUUGGCGACUUUGCCAAUUAUAUUCAGCAGGUACCUGUCUCUGUGCCAUCGGCGUCGGUGAGUUUCCACCUCUCUCUGGUGUAUUUCUGUCAUUUUUCCCGGUUUUAAUUCUCCCAAUUUAAAGAACACAAGACAGGCAAAAAACUUGCCUUUCAUCACAACACUUCUUGGACUUUAUAGCGUAGACUGCUUAUGAUUCACUUUUACGAUCCUUUUUUUCACCAGUGGACGCUGUUUCUUUCACCGUUACUCCAUAAGGCGUUUAUUUUUUUGAUGCUGCAUGCAGCUUUGCCUAUUUCGAAUUAAAUUUCCGCUCAUAAAGAGUAGUGUGAGCACUCGUGUUUUUUUUCACACAGCACCUAUAGCAUGCUCUUCCAGCACAGAAAGUUCUUUCACCAUAUUCAAACACCCAGGUACCUCGGCAGACGCCUAGACACGUUUUGUCUGUGACGUGACUGCGCGAGCGGUCCACCUCAUCCAUCGGUCGCUCCAGCCCUGUCCGUUCGAUCACUGACAAACAAACCGGGAUCGGGCCCGAUCAGUUGGGCUUAAAAGACUUUUUGUGUAGAUUUAUGCAGAAAUUCCGACUAGGCUUGAGAAAUAUUAACUCAAAACUCCUGAAGGCCUAUUGAUGUGUGCCUUUUCUUCGUUGUGAAUUCGUUUAUGAUGGUGAUAGACUUGCUCAGCAUCUAUCGCUCCCUCUCCUCCCCCACCGCAAUCCGGUUUCAUGAUAAAGUCAAGAAAACCGGAGGUGGGAGAGGGCGCUAGUAGCUGCCACAUCGAAAACCCGUAUCUUGGUGUACUACCACACCCCCUGGUUCACAGCGCACACAGACCAGAAUUUUACACAACAAGGAAGAAGGGGGAUCUUGAAGAAGAAGACACGGUCGCUGGGAGAAGAGCUUUAUUAGCCUGAUGUUUCGGAUUCCUGCUCGAAUCCUUCAUCAGAGACAAAAGCAGAUACGGGGCUGCAGUAUUUAUAGGAUGCAGUCGCCAUGCUACCGCUUACCUAUGAAUAUUCACGGCUCCCCCUUCAUCAGGGAUCGUUGCACGUGGUGUGAUGGCCGACAUUCGUGUCGUUAAUUGCUGCCAUUUCAUCACGUGCGUUGGAUGCUGGUGUGAUGAUUGCUCGAUCAUCUGACCCACCGACCCUAGUGUUGGGAAAAGUGUUCACCUGUGCGCUUCCCGCGUGGCUAAUUAUUCCGCCUAGGCGAAGUCUCAGCACCGAGUAUGGAAGGGGGAGUUUAUUGCACUUGUUAAUUGACUGGGGGCCAGUAAAUCAUGACUCAAGCAGCUCCCAGCUCACGCGGUUGUCACCUCUUGCGAGAAUUUCGGCCUCGUCAAAUUUGAAUGUGUUGCCGGAUCCCGUCGAACGAGCCGCAACUUGAGAGCUGGCGUCAUUUAUCCGCACCGCUGUAGCGUGUUCGACCAUUCUCGAGCAGGAAUCCGAAACGUCAGGCUAAUAAAGCUCAUGUCCCAGCGAUCGUGUCUCCUUCUUCAAGACUACUUUCUGGGACUCGUCUCUUCGUUGCCAUAGGCAAAGAGGGGGGAGCUUUGAUCCCAACUGGCUGGGCACUGGUGCGGAGCCUGGUUGAGCCGCUGUACCUCCGAUGUUGGCAUUUGUUAUGGGUGCGCAUUCCCGACUAAGUCGCUUUUUGGUCCGUCGCAUGUGGCUCGUGGCUCGUUUUAGGGAAAAGGCGCCCGAAUAUUACACCCCUGUCGUUUUCGCAAUCUGAAUCUAGUCUGUGUCCGCAACACAAAAUGUAUGUUCAUGCUUAUAGAAGCCUGUCGUGUAGUCCUGCAUUAGAGCAUCCUAUGCAGACCUGAAUAAAAUAUCAGGUUCCAUGAUUUUUUUUACAGUAAACGACGUACCACAUGACGUGUUAACCGAAGUUCUUCAGUGAGUUUUUGAUUAGAAAGGAUUACUUGGAUGGGAUUGUAAUAUUACAGCAUAACUCGAAGAUGUUUCUGGGCGCUCACAGAAACUACACUCGGUAAGAAAGGGCUACUUAAUUACUAGGUGUUUUGGCAGACUCGAAAUAUUAAUUUGACUCGAUUGUGAAAAACUCUGCGGCCUCGGUAGGACUCAAACCCACGACAGCAAGGCAUGGCUUGAGCAUAGCCAACGCUCUAAGGACCUAAGCCACGAGGUUAAGUGAAGUAUUCAACUCUGCCAAAACCCCCUACCAACUAGGUGGGGCUGCUAGCCUCUGAUGGAUUCUAUAUUGUGAAUGAACUGCUUGGGCCGUCAGCUUACUGUGUCGGAAAUAGUGAAUUCCGUACGUUGCAGUAGACUGGCGGGUAACUCGACCCAAAUGUGACUACACUCGCGGCCCCCGGGGAAGCCUCGUAUCUCACGUAGUUUCCUAAAACACUUUUCGUGCCCGGUCGCGUUCUCCUUCUCUGCCGCGUGGGUAUUAGGGACAAGCGUCGAGUGCGCAUAUGCUCCAUGUGAUUUCAAGUACCAGGCCAGGUCAUAACACAUCUACUACACAAUUUUAUGAGUUAUGUAUGGCACCCUCCUAAAAGGAUUGAGGAAUGUGUGAUUUACCUUGCUUGGAGAGUUUAUAAAUCAUCAGUUGCAGAGUUCUAGCCGCAUCCUGUCAUACUGACGCCCCCCGUUUGUGGUUUUUCGUUGGGUAUCACUUCUGCCUAUCCUGUUUCUUUUUGUCAAGACUCCGAGAGAACACACCCUCACCUUCAUUGUGCCUAAGGCCCAAGUUGUUGUCAUCCCUUAUCCGCCGGACAGGCCACAGGAGUAAGUCCCUCGUCUUUCACUUCCGCUAAUGCUACUAGUGAUAAUCAUAAUGCUAUGCAUACUACUACCACUACUGCUGGCACUGAUUUCACCACCCAUAGCCAGCGUUGAUAGCAGCCACCGCACCCUGGGUGCUGGGGUGGCGUGCGUGUGAAUUUGCUUACGGCAGUUAGUCGUCUGCCAGCCAAGUGUGAAGAGUCCCCAUCUACAACAUAUGUGCGCGUGGGCUGCUUUCAGUAUGGCGCAGUUGAGUGCAACCCUUCAGAAUCACAGAGUUUCGUAUUUGCCGAGUUCUUUGCCUUCCACACACAACUAGAGACCUAGUGGCGCCGUGGCAACCAACGACCUCUCCACCUCCACCUGGGCGCGGUGUAGAGUCAAGAAGACCGGAGGGGGGGGGAUCCGGUGCAGGGGUGGACCUCCUCCUAGGCGUGCCACCACAAUCAUGUAUGAUGCUCGUUCCGGGUGCGCAGUUCAAUAACGCAUGCCGUAACUUUAUCCGGUCCCUAUGUUGUCACAGCACAAUUCCGGCACUAUCCGUUGUUGGAUUACUUUACGCUCAGUGACUGAAGAGGCCGGACUCGAACUCCAGGUCCGCCAAACCUGUGGGUCGGUAUGGUUGAACAACGACGAAGAUAUAUAAGCCAGCGACGGCCAUUCCGGUCUCCCUUGCCUUUACAUGUAUUUCCGUGUCUCUAUGUAUUGUAUAUAUCCCGGAUGUUCAGAAGACAUGCGACGUCUCCUGCUUUUUUACACGAGCCUCCCCCUAGGCGCGCAAUGGCUUUCAGGCUGUUGAACAGUAUCUUUUUCAUAGAUAUUUUGGCAGAUUUUGAAUAAUUCAUACUGACCCAACUGUGAAAAACUCGGCGCCUCGGUGGGAUUCAAACCCACGCAGUAAGAGGAAGGCUUUAGUACAGCCAACGCUCUAACCACUUGAGCUGGCCGUCUCAUUCUCAGGUGCAAUGGUGGUAAGAGCAUUCCAUUGCUAGUUUUUAUACCGAUCUCCUGACGUGAUCGCAAUAAUCCUCAAAUUAUUGGCUGUCGCAACUGAGCGAUAUUCGCUUGAUGAAGUAUUUCGCCUUUCCAGUCGCGUUGAGCUGGGUCACAGUCAGGGGACAAAGGAUUACAGCAUACCGGUAUCCUCUUUGGACUUUCGAACUGGCUACCGCCACUUAAUACCACAUUCUUCGGUACCCCAAGGGAUGUGGGUUAAGGUGUUAUUUGCGCCGAAGAACAAGCGUCGGAUCACGUGACUGUACACUUGCAACUAAGCGGUGUAAGCACAUGCUUUUGGGCACGCGUAUUUAAGCGGUGUAAUGUUGGCCGUCCACACUAUCCCUGAAUCGAUUUACAAGCUGCUUCAAUUUCAACGGCCCUGUCGCAUACAGUCAGACUUCGAAGGGCGUAUGCUUUUUUAACCCAAAUGGCUAACUCAAUUCUAGUACGUCGAAUUAAUUCCAGGAACCGAUCGUUAUUGAUGCCGUUAACUGACUUCCGUCUCAGUUGGAUUUCAGAAGAAGGCCUUCUGUGUCUCUCAUGGAUCUGUCAGGUAGGGGGGCACGUUUCAAGGGUUUCGUUACAAUGCGAAACAUCCGCACGCACUCAAUAAACCGUCCUUGGCAAUUAUGAGGCAGAGACGUUGAUUAAGGGAAAUUUUUUGCCAGCGACUGUGGUGUAUUUAAGAGCUGGCGCGACGAUCUUUCGCCUGAUACACACGGUGCAUCCACCUAUCCUGCCUGGUGAAACUUCCCUUUUCCUUCGUAACUCUUUAGCAUUGGUGUGAGGAAAGGUGUGUUUGAAGACACAAGCGAGCGCAUGUUAGCUGAAAGCCGACUUGCGUGCGAAACGUCUGUCUCAGAAGCUCUGCGGCCGCUCUCUCGUUUGUACGCUAAUUUUGUGGUUUCUCUUUCCGGUCUCAUACACCAAUAAGGCAUUUUCUUUUGUCUCCCUCUCCCCCCCCCCCUAGUUGGCAGUCGAAGCUCUUCCUGGAGCCGCUCUACAACAUGAAGGUCAUCUACGUCGCAAUUACACUGAUUUGUACUUGUGUCCUUCUGAUCAUCAUAAUUAGCGUUCUGCAGUACUUGGAAGUGCGCGCCGACCGACAGGAGCAGCUUCAGGAGUCACAGAGGUUCCAUUUUGAUGCCAUGUGA
This is a messenger RNA of Spirometra erinaceieuropaei, 8223 nucleotides long. Lineage: Eukaryota; Metazoa; Platyhelminthes; Cestoda; Diphyllobothriidea; Diphyllobothriidae. The record is from the annotation of a GenBank genome assembly.